Dendrobium catenatum is the source of this 2112-nucleotide messenger RNA. RefSeq names its product ABC transporter C family member 13. Gene Ontology annotation, biological process: transmembrane transport. Gene Ontology annotation, molecular function: ATP binding; ABC-type transporter activity. The record is from RefSeq and is a predicted model, not a curated record. Gene Ontology annotation, cellular component: membrane. Bases 64 to 2097 code for a protein of 677 amino acids. NCBI's taxonomy places the organism in Eukaryota, Viridiplantae, Streptophyta, Magnoliopsida, Asparagales, Orchidaceae. The transcript is spliced from 18 exons.
CUCUUUUCGUUCAUCGCCUUCAUUAGUUCUGUUCCUUUUCGAGUUUUCGUCGUCCGCUUGUUCAUGGAUCUCCUCUGCCCUAAUUCGCCAUAUGUUUGGAAUGAAACUGGCAUGUCUCCCUGCUUUGAGAAUUUAGUUUUAGGCUUUGGAGCUAAUGUGCUUGGUAUAUCUGUGGUUAUUGCGCUUGCAUUGGCUAAGAGGAAUACUGGCCGAGCCGAGCCAUCUAUAACGAAUUGGAAGCUUGGUGCUGUGGAGAAGAUGUCGUUGCAUGUGGUUCCUGCUGUUGGAGCUUGCCUUUGCUUCUAUAAUAUUUUUUUGCUUAUUGAGGGCAGCUAUAAGGGUGACAGAGCUGAGUAUCAUGAGUGGCUUUAUAAAGUUUCUCAAUUAUUUUCAUGGGCUAUCAUUGUGCUUGUUUCAAAAUUUGAAAACUGGUACCUUAUUGUUUGUAAUCUCUUCUUGUGCUUUUGGUGGAUUGCAAAACCUCUACUGGAGAUACCCCAUUUGCAGACCGUGUUUUCCUCUUCGAAGGUAAAGACACAUCUUAUGGAGGUUUUAUCUGUUGCUACUGAAAUCAUGUUUGGUAUUUUUAUCACCACGCUUAAAGCAAUGCGGUCAUCAAGUAUUAUCAGGAACUUCAAUUCUGUUGAGGAUCUACUUAUCUCGUCCAAUAUUGACAAUAAAUGUUCAACAGGAGGUUUGGAACAGAAUAGCUGCAGCUUCUGGGAAACUUUAACUUUUAAGUUUGCCAAUGCAAUGCUGGAUCUUGGUGCCCAAAAGCAGCUUGACUUUGAAGAUUUAGUUCAGUUACCAAAUGAACUUGUGCCUUCUUGUCAUAAUUCCUUGUUAAGGCAUUGGAUGGCUGAAAAAUGCAUGCCAAAGACUGAUCGAUCUUUGCUAAGAGCCAUGUUUCAUGCAUAUGGUUGGCCUUACUUGCGUUUAGGAUUACUUAAGAUGGUAAAUGAUGGCAUUGGUUUUCUCAGCCCACUUAUUCUUAAUAAGCUGAUUCAGUUUCUUCAGAAAGGUUCUGACCCGAUACAUGGAUAUAUCCUUGCUUUUUCCCUGGGUCUCACCUCCAUUUUCAAGUCAUUUAUGGAUACACAAUAUACUUUUCGUCUUUCUAAGCUGCGAUUAGAGCUAAGAUCGAGCAUAAUGACAAUGAUUUACCACAAGUGCUUACAUGUAAGCCUUGCUGAACGCUCCAAGUUUUCUGAGGGAGAAAUUCAAACUUUCAUGUCAAUAGAUGCAGGCCAGACUGUUAACAUCUGCAACAGCAUUCAUGAUACAUGGAGUUUGCCUUUACAGAUAGGUGUGGCAUUAUACCUUUUAUAUACACAAGUCGGUUAUGCAUUUGUUUCUGGCCUUGCAAUAACUAUCUUGCUCAUACCAGUUAACAAAUGGAUUUCAACGAUGAUUGCACGUGCAACUGAGAAAAUGCUGAAAGAGAAGGAUGAGAGAAUUAGAGGAGCUGGUGAACUUUUGAUGUCCAUUCGGAUUCUGAAAAUGUAUAGCUGGGAGCGCAUAUUCACCGAGCGGUUGAUGAAGAGAAGAUUACUGGAAGUGCAACACCUCUCUACUCGGAAAUAUUUGGAUGCAUGGUGUGUAUUCUUCUGGGCAACAACGCCAACGCUUUUUUCACUUUCUACAUUUGGCGUCUUCUCUUUGAUGGGCCAAUCUCUAGAUGCUGCUACGGUGUUUACAUGUGUCGCACUUUUCAACACGUUAAUCUCUCCCUUGAAUUCCUUUCCAUGGGUGAUUAACGGACUGAUUGAUGCUGUAAUUUCUUCCAGGCGAUUGAGUAAAUUUUUGUCCUGUCCUGAGCACUCUUUUGACUUUGGACAAUCUUAUGACGCUCAGAUAUCUCUCACUGAUCCUAUUCACCACUUUGGUUGCCAGCAUUCUCUUCAUUGUAAUCCCAAUAUGGUCAUAUUUCAAGAUUCAUGCUUUGUUUGGUCAAGUUUUGAUGAUCCAGAGGAACAGAGCCCUGUGUUAAGAAAUAUUACAUUGAACCUUCCGAAUGGUAUUUUUAUUGCAAUAGUUGGAGAGGUCAUUACCAUAACUUUCACCUACAGAUUCUCUUGUUUUUAUAGCUACUGCUGAUAAUCAAAUAUUUGG